Pocillopora verrucosa is the source of this 1984-nucleotide messenger RNA. RefSeq lists its product as uncharacterized. Lineage: Eukaryota; Metazoa; Cnidaria; Anthozoa; Scleractinia; Pocilloporidae. The record is from RefSeq and is a predicted model, not a curated record.
ACAAAACCUAAAAGUAUAUUGAACAAGCCCCCACUUGAUACUCUGGGUUCUUUUUUAUGUCAAAUGUAACAUCAUCAGUGUAUAAUUUAAACAAGGCCCUCUGGCAGCAUCCGUCUAUGAGUAACAAGUAAUACCAACAAUAAUUUCACUUUAUUUGUUAUUAACAUUUGAAGUCAGCAGUUAUGCAAAGGAGUUCUCAUCAUGUUUUUAUAAUAUUAUCUUUGCAUAAAAAGACGACCCCUUGUUCGGCUCCUUGGUUUGCAACGUACACUUUCCCCGACAACAUCAGUUCCAUGUCAGUUUGAUCCUUGAAGUAGAAAUAUUCUAGAGUGUGAAAUCUUUGAAAGCAGAGUAUAAGACUCGCACUAACGUUACGGACCGUGCAAGCAUAAGCUCUUUGCAGUCAUCUGCUUGGUGGUAAAAUGGGGAAAGGCGCAGUUGAAGGUUCACCUUUUUUCUCUAGCUGGUGGUGCUCGAUCUCCUGUUUUGUCUGUUCGUUUACUUUUUUCUGUUUCAUCUUCUCCCAAUUAAUUACUCGUUAAGUGUGCGCGUGAACGCAAGCAUAAGACGAGUCUUUGUUGUCACUGGAAGGCUGUGGUAAGGGUGACUUGGCUCGAGCAGAAAUUAGGGACUUUAAGAUCCAACAACGCGGACGUCGUCAAAUAUACCGAAGCCGCGUGGGGCCUGUGUCGAGGACGCCGUGUUCGUGACGGGAAAUUUUAAGUUAAGAUGGCGGGAUGAUGACGACGCGGCUACCCGCGGAUAAAAUAAAAAGAGUAGUGAAAUUACUUUAUUUCUGAACAACAGAAACCGAUUAUAGUAUUGUUUUCAGUGCAAAUGGCGACUUUUAAAGAAACUCGCGAAAUUUUGCUGGGUUUUUCGAAGAAAACAGUUCAAUCAACUUGGAUUUUCCGUACUAUAACUACCCGCCGUUUAACUUAGAGAGCCAAAGUGAAGCCGAGUGUAGGGCAAACUUCAGGGUGGAAAAGCACCACAUUCCUCUGGUAGAAAUGCUCUUCAGAUUCCGCAAUACUUCGUAUGCGACCAGGGAACUGUUUGCGAAGGAACAGAAGGGCUUUGCAUGCUUCUGAAGCGAUAUUCCUUUCCUUGUCGAUACUCAGACAUGAUACCUAUUUUCGGAAGGCCAGUACCAGAACUUUGCAUGAUAUGCAACACCGUAACAGACUGGAUUUAUGCACAUCAUAGCCACAGAAUCACACAAUGGAACCGAACCAUUUUAAAUCCACCAGAGCUGGAAAAGUACGCGGAAGCUGUUUUUAACCAAGGGGCGCCACUAAGCAAUUGCUUUGGUUUCGUAGACGGAACUGUGCGGCCAAUUACUCGACCCGGGGAAAACCAGCGAUUGUUAUACAACGGCCACAAACGCGUACAUGGAUUGAAAUUUCAGUCCGUGGUCCUACCAAAUGGGUUGAUUUCACACUUGUAUGGUCCAGUAGAAGGAAGGAAGCAUGACGCAGCAAUGUUGGCAGAGUCAGGCCUUUACAACAGUCUUCGGACACAUGCUGUCUCAACAACCGGCCAACCGAUGUGUAUCCAUGGGGAUCCAGCUUACCCACUUCGGAUACAUCUUCAGGCACCUUUCCGGCAGCGAGUACUGACUCUCCAACAGCAAGCUUACAAUGGUUCCAUGAGUGCAGUCCGCUCCUCCGUUGAAUGGCUUUUUUCUGAUAUUGUAAAUUAUUUUAAAUUUCUUGAUUUCAAAAAGAAUCUCAAGAUUGGGCUUAGCCAAGUAGGCAAAAUGUACAUCGUCUGUGCAGUCCUUCAAAAUGUUUUGACAUGUUUGUACGGUAAUUCAACAUCCCAGUUUUUUGACGUAGACCCACCUUCCCUAGAGGAUUACUUUUCCUAAUCAUGCAGUCUGUUGUGGCCACCCGACAUAAGACUCAAAAAACUGUUUUAGAUUAUAUGGGAAGAUACCAGGAAGAGCGUAUUAAUGUCAAAUAAAAUUAAACACAACAAAUAA